AUGGAGAAAAAAGUUUUUAUUUAUAGUUAAUCAAGUAUAUCUAAUGAACUUAAAGAAUUGUACUCAAAAGGAUCAACAUAUAUCAAAGUUUACAUGACAAAUACAUAAGAUCAUUUAUUUAAUCAAAAAUUAAUUAUCAUCAUGAAAGGCAAGAUUGAAACUCUAAAUGAAGCAGAUAACUAUAGUUUUAUUUUGAAAUUUCCAGAGAAUUUUCCAUCUUUUGCUUUACUUAAUACAGAUCACUAAUUCCACUUUAGCAUCCUAUAUAUGUCUAAAUAUGAGAUUAUGUGCAUCAAAAUUCAAUGA
This is a messenger RNA of Paramecium sonneborni, 306 nucleotides long. Lineage: Eukaryota; Ciliophora; Oligohymenophorea; Peniculida; Parameciidae. The record is from the annotation of a GenBank genome assembly.